Messenger RNA from Eucalyptus grandis, 4883 nucleotides. Its product is annotated as probable LRR receptor-like serine/threonine-protein kinase At3g47570. Bases 8 to 3235 code for a protein of 1075 amino acids. Gene Ontology annotation, molecular function: protein kinase activity; protein binding; ATP binding. Gene Ontology annotation, biological process: protein phosphorylation. The record is from RefSeq and is a predicted model, not a curated record. The transcript has 6 exons. Lineage: Eukaryota; Viridiplantae; Streptophyta; Magnoliopsida; Myrtales; Myrtaceae.
UGGAGCUAUGGACCUUUCAUGCAGAGUAGUAGUUCAUUACUUUAUUUAUGUCCAUAUUAUCUACUUCAACGAUCUCUUCAUUACUUCUUGCCUUGCUUCCAUAUCAACCCACUUCCUUGGGCUUGGAGUCACGAAACUCGCAAGGAUGAGUUCUGCAGAGUUUCAAUCCCGCCACUUGCUUCUUGCUAUUGCUCUUGCGCUGUGCUUUAACCAAGUCUUUUGCACCACCAACGAAACGGACAGACUAGCGCUACUCGCAUUUAAGGCCGGCAUCAUUGAAGAUCCUUUCGAUGUGGUCAACUCAUGGAAUGAUAGUAUUGGGUUUUGCCAGUGGUAUGGUGUUACAUGCAGCCGGCGACACCAGAGGGUCACGGUCCUGGAUUUGCGAUCACAUGGACUCUCUGGAUCAAUCUCUCCUCAUAUUGGGAAUCUGAGCUUCUUAAGGGAAUUACGACUCCAAAACAACAGUUUCAGUCAUGAAAUCCCUACACAAGUUGGCCAGUUACGCCGCCUUCGUAUCUUACUACUAGCCAACAAUUCAUUUGUCGGAGAAAUUCCCAAAAACAUAUCAAUAUGCUCUAACCUUGUCAGCCUUGUCCUUCAAUUCAACCAACUAAUCGGAGAAAUUCCCACAGAAAUUGGUUCAUUAUCAAAGCUGCGGUUUUUUUCUUUGUAUAGUAAUAAUAUCACUGGGAUUGUGCCUUUGUCCAUAGGAAACUUAUCUUCAUUGGAGUUCCUUUCUUUAACUCUGAACAACCUAGGCGGGAGUAUUCCGCAAGUUCUAGGCCACUUGACAAACUUGCAAGUCUUUGCCUUCGGAGGAAACAAAUUGUCGGGUACAAUUCCAUCUUCUUUACUUAAUCUCUCUUCGCUAGUUCAAUUUGAUGCUGGAAACAACCGACUACAGGGGACUCUACCUACAGGCAUAGGCCUCAAGCUCCUAGAUCUUGAAUUUUUUAGCGUUCUUGGGAACCAACUUGAGGGGCCUAUUCCUCCCUCAAUAUCAAAUUGCACAAAGCUAGAUAAGCUUCAACUUGGAGAUAACAAAUUUUCAGGGAAAGUACCUUCUUUCGAGAAUUUGCAUAGGCUUAGUUGGCUUCAAGUCUAUAUUAAUCAGCUUGGCAGUGGAAAACCUGAAGACUUGAGCUUCCUUUGCUCGGUAACUAAUAGCACCAAAUUACAGUAUGUGGGCAUUCAUGGGAACAAGUUUGGUGGGGUGAUACCAAAAUGCAUAGCUAAUUUAUCCACCACUCUCACAAUAUUUACUUCAAGUGAGAAUCAAAUAUCUGGUGAGAUUCCAGAAGAAAUUGGGAAUUUUGUCAACUUGAGAUUAUUGGCUAUGGGUCUCAACCCAUUUUCAGGUGUUAUUCCCUCAAAGUUGGGGAAUCUACAAAAUCUAGCAAUGCUGCACUUAAGUUAUAGCAACCUGGUAGGGACUAUCCCAUCUUUUUGGGGAAAUCUAACCAAGUUGAUUCAACUAUAUCUUGAUGGGAACAACUUUCAUGGGCAAAUUCCUCCGCAUCUAUCAGAUUGCCAAUCUCUUAAUUUGCUUGACCUGUCUAAUAACAAUUUGAGUGGUGCCAUACCCCCACAACUUAUAGGUCUCUCAUCAUUAGCGAUCAUACUGAACUUGUCUUAUAACCAUUUGACUGGGGUUCUACCCAUAGAAGUUGCCAACUUGAGAGCUUUGACUGCUUUGGAUAUCUCAGACAAUUUGUUGGUAGGUGAAAUUCCAACUAGUUUAGGUGAUUGCACUACAUUGACAAUACUAAGGAUGGGGGGCAACCUCUUCCACGGUUCAAUUCCUCAAUCAGUUGAAUCCUUAGGAAGUAUUGAAGAACUAGAUCUUUCACGCAACAACUUGUCUGGUCAAAUUCCAGAAUUCUUAGAGGUAUUUCAUUUCUUGAAACUUUUGAAUCUAUCGUACAAUAAUUUUGAAGGCAUGUUGCCACAUGAAGGAGUCUUUAAAAAUACUACUGGUACCUCUAUUAUUGGGAACAAUAAGCUCUGUGGCGGACUACCAGACUUUCACCUACCCAAUUGCGUGGCCAAAAGUUCCAAUGGGAGAAAGAUCAACAUAGUGUUAUUGUCCACUUCCAUUACUUUUGGAGCUCUUGGAAUAGCACUUAUUUUAGCUUUUAUAUAUCUUUGUUGGUUGAAGAAGAAAGUAAAUGAACCAAUUUCAAGUUCAAUGGAUGAUUCAUGUCCAAACAUAUCUUAUCGAGUACUCCUAAAAGCAACCAAUGGUUUUUCUUCAACGAAUUUGAUUGGUGUUGGAAGCUUUGGUUCUGUUUAUAGGGGGAAACUUGAAGACAAUGGAAUUGUUGUUGCUGUAAAGGUGCUUCAUUUAGUUCGUCAUGGUGCUUUGAAAAGCUUUAUAGUCGAGUGUGAGACAUUAAAGACUAUUAGACAUCGAAAUCUUUUGAAGAUAUUGACAGUUUGCUCGGGUAGUGACUAUCAAGGAAAUGAUUUUAAGGCGUUAGUCUAUCAAUUCAUGGAAAAUGGAAGCCUAGAGCGGUGGCUCCACUCGAAUGCAGCAUUAUCUCAUGGGAACAAGCUCCCGAGAAACUUAAAUUUCAUUCAGAGGAUAAAUAUCGCCAUUGAUGUUGCUUCUGCACUGGAUUAUCUUCAUCACCAGUGCCAUAUCCCCAUCGUUCAUUGUGAUCUAAAACCAAGUAAUAUCCUUUUAAAUGCUAAGAUGGUUGCACAUGUUGGCGACUUUGGACUGGCGAAAUUCCUUCUUGGAUCAUCCAUUGAUAUUGUGGCUAGUCAAAUGAGCUCAAUGGGUCUUAGAGGGACAAUUGGUUAUGCUCCACCUGAAUAUGCAAUGGGGUGCGAGGUUUCACGAGAAGGUGACGUCUAUAGUUACGGCAUUCUCUUAUUGGAGCUGUUCACAGGGUUGAGUCCCACCAAUGACACAUUUAAAGACAAUUUAACUCUUCAUAAUUUCGUUGCAAAAGCUUUGCCAGAGCGAGUGCUUGAAAUUACAGACAACAUUUUGCUUGAAGAAAUAGAGAGCCAUUUGGGCCCCUUUGAUCCUAGGCAUUGCCUUCUUGAAAGCCAUGGCACAAUUCAAGAGUGUUUGGCUAUGGCGUAUAAUGUUGGAGUUGUUUGUUCUUACGAAGUGCCUAGAAGACGGAUGAGCAUCGGAGGAGUUGCAAAUCAGCUGCAUCAAAUUAGGGAGAAACUCUUUGCAUUGGGUUUAUCUGGAGAAGAUGCACGCCUAACAGUUUAGAUAUUGCUAUUGCACGAUUAGGGUUGUUUACGCAAACAGAAAAGGACAGGAUACUCGUUCAGAGGAAUUGCGGUCAAUUAACUGGCGGGAAUCUUAUUCACAGGGCAGCUUGGUUUAUGCAUAUUGACUAAGAACGGCUCGCCAUCGCUUUGUUUCGAAAUAAUCCAAUAUCAGGAAUUGAUCUCGAUUCCUAAAGCUAUAUUCAGUCAGCUACAAGCAAAAUUGUUGCUUUGGCGGGUGAGGAAGGAUGUAUAGUUUUUGGAUUCAGCGUUCUAGCAUACGGUAAGUCGAGGACACAAACUGACACUUGAUCUGCGUGAUUUUUAAAUUUCCAGUGGAGCAUCUAGAGGAGACUCAUGUCAGUACCCAACUGACCUUUUGAAGCGAAAGGCUAAAAUUCUUGAUUAAGCGAAAGGCUCUUGAUUAAUGAGUUCGAUGCAAAGCUUACCAUGAUGCCUUUCUUUCUAUCCCAAUCUAUAUUCUGUCAGGUACUUGCGAAGAGACAAAUUGAUGAUGAUGACCUCACAGCACGGACUUGGUUCUUUUAAGAGUAUAAAGCUUGCAAAGAAGGUUUGUUUUUUAACCUUAUUGAGCUAUAUUGAAUCUGUAAUGGCAUGGAAGAAUUUAAUUUAGAUAUUAUGCUAGUAUCGUUCACGUGAGUUGCCAAAGAGAAGUUUGACUGGAUGAAACUUUUCAGGAAAGGAAUGUCCUUUGAGAAAAGGUGCCUUAGACAAACUUGCCUUUGAGCUUGGAUCUUCAGAGGCAUGAGGUCAUUUUAAGCAGAAAAUUCAAUUGUUAUUUAUCAACAUCUGUUAUAUCAAGAAUUCUUGCACAAUACAUUUUUAUUUAAGAACAUGUGGUUUAUACGUAAGCUGCCCUGAAGUGGCCUCUCCAAUGGGUAAUUCAUAAGAUAAGUGCAUGGUAUGUUGCAGCGUGGCAGCGAAUUUGGAUUGGCAUCAUGACCAUUUGUAUGCUGCUGUUACUUUCAGCUUACUUAAAUUCUCAUGGGCUGUCUGAUGAUAGGUUGCAGGAAUGAGCAUCAAAUCAGGGGUUCCAUCCCAUUAUAUGUGCAUGAUUUUACUGGAAACUGUUCGUGAGAAAGUAACAUCUGAUAUUGUAGGAGAGGUGCCUGAAAAAGCAUAUUUCAAGACUAUGCUGAACUUAAAGGCCGGAGGGUAGUUUUACUUGGAAGUUUGGGAAAAGGGUUUGGUAACUAAACUGAGACUGCAAACAAUGCACCAGGAGCCAAAGAAAGCUGUCCAAUACUGCGGAUGUCUUGGUCAGGGCAGCUUCAAAUUGUUGGAGCAAGCUGCUGGAUCGUAUCUGUUGCACCUGCUUCUGUCAAACUUGCUCCAGCUGUUCUAAUGCAACUCUGCACCAGCGUUGCUUGUUUUGGGUGCAUUGGUUGUUCUUGACAUCCGUGAUUGUUGUUCAUGUCUCCAGCAAUAUUGACCAGUAUGUAUAGAGAUCUGAGUUACGUCAUGUUGGCGACUGUGUUACUCUCUUCCCUGUGUGGAUCAUAGUCAAGAGUGAUGUAAAGUUUCUCAGAGGUGGACCACACGCGGAUUGCAGACAUGACUGGAGAAAGUCAUUUUGAUUACAGGAGAGAAGUAUUUCAUUAAAGAAAUGAUUGAACCCAAGAUGGCUU